Molecule: messenger RNA, 660 nt
Organism: Lactuca sativa (garden lettuce)
Lineage: Eukaryota; Viridiplantae; Streptophyta; Magnoliopsida; Asterales; Asteraceae
Source: RefSeq, a predicted model, not a curated record
AUGACGGUUAAUCGUUUGCUUCAAAUUUAUAAAGAGAUUGAUGACGGGAAAAUCGACAAUGAUGAGGCAAGUGAUUUAAGUCAAAAAACAAAAUUUGUUUGGGCUAAGGAGGGUGAUGAAAACUCAAAAAUGUUUCACGGUUUGUUGAAGCGUAGAAGACGUCAAAUGGCGGUGUGUGGUAUUCUUAUUGAUGGUGUUUGGAAUACUCAUCCAAGUUCUGUUAAAAAUGAAUUCUUUAAUUUCUUUUGCGAAAAAUUGAAGGAGGUGUAUUUUUUGGUUUUUGAACUGAGAAGCUCUCGUUUUUCUUGCGUUAGUCCAGAGCAAAUAGAGGAGUUGGAUAAGAUUUUUUGUGAGGAAGAAAUAAAGCAGGCUAUGUGGGAUUGUGUGGUGGAUAAGGCACCAGACCCUGACAGGUGUAAUUUUUAUUUUAUUAAACGGUUUUGGGAUUAUCUCAAGGAUGAUGUGUUUAGUUAUACGAGUGAUCUUAGUAUUAGAAAGUACAUCCCUCCUGGUUUCAAUUCUUCGUUUACCACUUUAAUUCCUAAGGUGAAAUAUCCUAUCUUGGUUAAUGACUUUCUUCCAAUUAGUCUUAUUGGCAUUAUUUUCAAAAUCAUUGCAAAAACUCUUGCAAUCGUAUUGCUAAGGUGGUGGGUUCUUUAG